Stylophora pistillata is the source of this 3634-nucleotide messenger RNA. Its product is annotated as hypoxia up-regulated protein 1. Gene Ontology annotation, molecular function: ATP binding; ATP-dependent protein folding chaperone. Gene Ontology annotation, biological process: endoplasmic reticulum unfolded protein response. NCBI's taxonomy places the organism in Eukaryota, Metazoa, Cnidaria, Anthozoa, Scleractinia, Pocilloporidae. The record is from RefSeq and is a predicted model, not a curated record. Gene Ontology annotation, cellular component: endoplasmic reticulum chaperone complex.
CCGCGUUCAGUGGAUUCGCCGGCAUUUUCAAGUUUCCUUCAAAGAAAUUAAGAGUUUCUGUUAGUUUUCCAUUCAGCCUAACUGAUAAAUUUCCUUUUAUUUUGGUCGUGAGCAGUUCUGGACAACACCAGUCAUCUACCAGUAAUGUUAAUUAGAAAGUCAGGAGCAGUGUUAUUCAAAGUAGCUGUGGCACUAUGCUUCUUUGUCUACUCGUCAGAUGGUUUAGCUGUGAUGUCUGUGGAUCUUGGUAGUCAGUUUAUGAAGAUAGCCAUAGUGAAGCCUGGUGUACCAAUGGAAAUUGCCCUGAACACGGAAUCGAGACGGAAAACACCAGUAGCUGUAUCUCUCAGAGAUAAUGAGCGCUUAUUCAGUGAUGGUGCUUUGACCACGUCAGUCAAGUAUCCAAAGAGUUCUUACAUUUACAUUCAAAAUGUUUUGGGGAAAAAAUUCAACAACCCAAUGGUAGAACAGUACAAGCAAAGGUUUCCAUGGUAUGACCUUGAGGAAGAUAAAGAGACUGGAACUGUUCUCUACAGACAUGAUAGUGAGACCACCUUUACUCCAGAGGAAAUUCUGGGAAUGAUACUAAAUCACUCUAGAAAUAUUGCAGAGAAAUUUGCUGAUCACCCAAUGAAAGAUGUGGUCCUCACAGUCCCUUCAUUUUUCAACCAAGCUGAACGGCGAUCUGUUUUAAGGGCUGCAAAGUUGGUGGGGUUAAAUGUUCUUCAGUUAAUGAAUGAAAAUACAGCAGUUGCGCUUCACUAUGGAGUAUUCCGUCGAGCGUCUUUUAACAAUACUGAGAGAUUUAUUAUGUUCUAUGACAUGGGAGCCACAAGCACAGUUGCUACUAUUGUGGGCUACAGUACCGUAAAAACAAAAGACAGAGGAAUCACUGAGACAGCCCCUCAAGUAGUUGUGAAAGGAGUUGGAUUUGAUCGUACUCUGGGAGGUCAUGCCAUGGAAAUGUUAAUGAGAGAUCAUCUCAUUAAACUGUUCAAGGAGCAACACAAGACACAGGGGGAUGUGACGCAGUCUCCUCGUGCCAUGGCGAAAUUUCUGAAGGAGGCAGCAAGAGUGAAACAAGUUCUAAGUGCGAACACAGAGAUCUAUGCACAGAUUGAGGGUGCAUUUGAGGAGAAGGAUUUUCGUGCCAAGGUUACACGUGAAGAGUUCGAAGAAAUGUGCAGCGGCCUAUUGAAAAGAGUCUCGGGUCCCGUCGAACAGGCUCUGAAAUCUUCAGCCAUUCCAUUGGAUGAGAUUGAAAGUGUGAUCCUCGUGGGAGGAGGAACUCGUGUACCGAAAGUGCAAGAACUACUUUUGAAAGCUGUAAAAAAAUCAGAACUUGGAAAGAAUGUGAACACGGAUGAGGCUGCUGCAUUAGGCGCUGUUUAUCAAGCUGCCAAUCUUGGCAAGGGAUUCAAAGUGAAGAAGUUUCUUGUGAAAGAAGCUAAUAUCUACCCAGUACAGGUGUCAUUUGAGCGUGUGAAUAAGGCAGAAGAUGGAAGCGAGACUGUCAAACACAUCAAACGUAUGUUGUACCACAGAAUGAACGCGCUGCCGCAGAAAAAAGUGAUGACGUUUAACAGACAUACGGACGAUUUCUACUUCCACGCAAGCUACACUGAUCUGGAUUUCUUGAGUGAAGACGAACAGAGCAUGCUUGGGUCAUUGAAUUUGACCACAGUGAACGUCAAGGGCGUGGCCGCUGCGUUAGAUAAGCAUACACCGAAAGGAGAAUCUAAAGGGGUCAAGGCGUACUUUAGGAUGGACGAAAGUGGAAUUCUAAACCUGGAGAAGGUGGAGUCUGUGUUUGAAAAGCCUGAGGAGAAGUCGGAAGAAGAACAGUCGACGUUUGCAAAAAUAGGAAGUAAGAUUUCAAGCUUCUUUGGCAGCUCAAAGGAAGAGGAAAAUAAGGAGAGUAAAGUUGAGGAAGGAGAUAAAUCCGAGGGAGUAGAAGGCGAGAAGACCGAAAAAGACAAAACUGGAGAAGAGGCGAAAGCGAAAGAAGAUGAAAAAUCUGAAGAAAAACCUGCAGAAAAAGACGAUGACAAAAAACAGGAGGAGGUAAAGAAUGAGGAUAAACAGGAUGAACAAGGUAAAGAAGAUGAAAAAAAAAAGAGUGAUGAAAAGAAAGAAAGAGAGGAAAAGGAAGAAAAGAACGAGGAGAAGAAAGAAGAAUCGUCUGAAGAGAAAAAAGAUGGCGACAAACAGGAGGAGAAGGCUGGAAACAAAACUGAGGAAGUGAAGAACGAAACAACGGACGCGAAUAAGCCCAGUAAACCUGUGACUGUCCGUGAACCUCUUGAGAUGGCGUUACAAUGGGUGGACGUCAGUGACUCGAGCGAUGACGCUAUAUCUGCCUCUGUGAAAAAACUCAAAGACCUGCAGGCGAAGGACGAAGCAAAAGCCGCCAAUGAACGAGCGAAGAACUUGUUGGAGACACACAUCUACGGCAUGAGAGAAGAACUGUUUACUGAUACGGGAGUAUUAUUGUCUACUGAGGAGGAGAGAGAAAAGAUCGACCAGGCCCUCAGUGAGGCCUCCGAAUGGCUGGACGACGAGGGCUGGGACUUAACUGCCGACGUGUACGAGGCCAAACUGCAAAAACUAAAAGAUCAAUCGUACGAGUUUAGAAUUCGCCUAAAAGAGCACAAGGAAAGACCCAAAGCCUUAGAGAUGUUGAAGAACAGCUUAAACCUGUCCAGAACUUUCCUGGUCCAGAUAGACAAUAUCCCAGAUAAAGAUGAGAUUUACACUGCUAAGGAUUUGGAGGAACUCAGCAAAUUGAUCAAUGAUACAACGGAAUGGAUUCAAAAGAACGAACAGAAACAAAAGGAGACAAAACCCAGCGACAAGCCUGUCUUGUUAGUAAAGGACAUCGAAACUAAGCAUGGCAAAGUGGACCGUGAGUUGGUUUAUCUUUUAAACAAGGCCAAGUAUUACGUGCCCAAGCCAAAAGUCAACGAAACAGCGUCAAACGCGACAAAACCCAAGGCGGACACUAAGAAAGAAAAGCAAGAAAAAGGCAGCAAACCUGAAGGAGCGAGUGCAGAUAAAAAAGGAGAUAAAAAGGAGAAAGAAGGAGAAAAAUCCACCAAAGAUGAUGAUGAAAAGAAAAAGAAUGAAAAUAUGGGAACACAAGAAAAACCUGACGAGUCAAAUAAGAAACAGGAUGAACAAGAUAAAAAAGACUCGGACGAGGCAGAGCCUUUGCCUCUCCCUAGCGCCGAGGCUGAGUCCUCAACAACUGGUGAGCCCGCGGAGAGCUCAAGCUCAUCAGAAGGAGAUAAUACAGAACAGAAUGCACAGUCGUCUGAUAGCAGCUCUAGCAAAAAACCUGGCGACGAAUUAUGAUAAAAAAUUCUAAAUGACUUAAAAACUGAUAGUUUGUAAAAUAUUAUGCAAGUCCUAAUGAUGUGCACGUAUAACUUAUUGAGAGAUAUAGCAACGGUGUAAUCAGCUCUCCACGCUUUGAUUUCUCAACCUCAGUUCUGAUUUACAGACGUUUGCUGUCCGUCAUGUUUUGGGAUGCAUGAAAAAAGAAACUUGCACUAAGAUGUUUGUCAAACUUUGCCAUUACAUUGCUUUUCUUAUAGGAACUUAAAUUUUGAAAUAAAACCGAUUGGUUCCCACA